Messenger RNA from Chaetomium globosum CBS 148.51, 1833 nucleotides. RefSeq lists its product as uncharacterized. The transcript is spliced from 4 exons. Bases 1 to 1833 code for a protein of 610 amino acids. The record is from RefSeq and is a predicted model, not a curated record. Gene Ontology annotation, molecular function: O-methyltransferase activity. Lineage: Eukaryota; Fungi; Ascomycota; Sordariomycetes; Sordariales; Chaetomiaceae.
AUGGCUACUCAACUCACCAGCAGUCAUGGCACGCCAGGUCUUGUACACAGCACCAGCAUAACUCAGCCCCCAGAUAUGGAUGCCGUGGAGACCCUCAAAGCCGUCCAGGGGAUUAUCAGCACUUACCUCGCCAAUGGUACAACGGGUGGGCGAAGUCGGAUUCCGACCCCUGAACCCAGUCCAGUCCCAAAGUAUUUGGAGGUUAGCAAACGAGAAAUGGAUGGUAUGAGCGGAGGUCAGGCAGAGAUUGUGCGGGAAGACGCAGGUCAGCCGAGCAAAGGGGUGCUUGCAGGGAGGCUGGUGGAAGAGAUUGGUGCAGUGAGCGGACAGCAACAGGUGACGAUAAAGGGCACUGAACCCGCCGCCAACAUCACCUCUCAGUCGCCGCAGGCCGCACGAAACAUGACAACCGACCAGCUCGAUCGUGGUGUGCUCAACCACGUAGCGGCCGACACCCUUGACGCCGACAAUACGGAAUCCCAAGGGCCAGCCACGCGCAAGCUCAACGGGGAUAGCAAUACCAAUAGCUUCGACGUCAAACCCUCGCCGCCUUCCGUGCCUCCUCAGCCCAGCCAAGAACGCCUGCUCAAACUCACUUCCGACAUUGCACACAACAUCUCUCAGAUUGCAACCGAUGAUUCCGCUCGGAUCAAAGCCCUCACGGACAGCUUGGAGCUGGCUGCUGCUCUCCGCCCUCCCGGUGACACCAUAAUGGGUUGGUUUGCCAACAUGUCCGUCAUCUCGGCCGUGCGUUUGUUCAUUCACUGGGGGGCAUUUGACAUCAUCCCGCCCAGCAAAGGGGAGAGUAUCACAUAUUCCAAGCUAGCCGCACGGGUCAACGCCGAUGAGGGACUCAUUGUCCGCGUCGCCUCCAUGCUCACCUCCGCGCACAUCCUCCUGCACCACCCCACCUCACCCACGCACCCCGCACCAUCCCUCUCCCACACCCCCAUCUCCACGCUCCUCAUCUCCGGCCAGCCUAUGUCGGCCAUGUUCUCCCUCAUGUACAACCACGUCACGGCCGUGUCCACCAUCCUCCCUUCCUACUUCGACACCUACGGCCGCACCGAGCCCACCGGCCCGGCCCACAUCCCCACCUCCUUCCUGGCCGGCCAGCCGGAGCAGGAUUUCUUCUCCCUGCUGAAGAAGGAUGACGCCGCGCUCAGGAACUUUGGCCUCGCUAUGCGCAUGACCAGCAAGCGCGUUCCCGUGACGGGGGUGUACGAUAUGACGGGGGUGUUGCGCGCGGCGGAGGCGGGCAGGGAGACGGUCUGGGUGGAUGUGGGGGGCGGUGAUGGGCAUACGGUCAGGCAGUUCCUGGGGGAGUAUCCUGGGUUGAGGGCGGAGCAGUGUGUGGUGCAGGACCUGGAGGAGGUGGUGGAGGCUGCGAGGGAGCAGGUUGAUGAGGCGUUGAGGGGGGUGCGCUGGGUGGGGAUGGACUUUUUUAAGGAGCCUCCUGUUGAAGGCGCGCUAAUCUACUACCUCCGGCACAUCAUCCGCGACUACUCAGACCCCGUCGCCGCCACCAUCCUGCGCAACAUCGCGCGCGCCAUGACAGACCCGGCCAGCCGCGUGCUUAUCUCGGAACAGCUCAACCCGGACGUGGCCAGCACCGAUGGCCCGCUGCCCCUGUACGCCGCCUUCAAGGACUUCUCCAUGCUCUCUAUCGGCGGCAAGGAGCGCUCGCUCAAGCAGUUUGAGGCGCUGGCGGAUGCCGCGGGGCUGAGGGUGUCGGGUGUGUAUAGGCAUGCGGCGACCGCGCAUGCGGUGGUGGAGCUGGCGCUGAAGCCGGGUGUCAGAGGUAACGGUCAGUCGUUGGAUGGUACAUGGUGA